This is a messenger RNA of Epinephelus moara (kelp grouper), 2506 nucleotides long. It is a transcript of the gene gjb8, whose product is annotated as gap junction protein beta 8. Gene Ontology annotation, biological process: cell communication. The transcript has 2 exons. Gene Ontology annotation, cellular component: connexin complex. Bases 173 to 970 code for a protein of 265 amino acids. NCBI's taxonomy places the organism in Eukaryota, Metazoa, Chordata, Actinopteri, Perciformes, Serranidae. The record is from RefSeq and is a predicted model, not a curated record.
UGUGUCUCACUGUCAGCUGGGAGACGAGCAAGACGCUUCUUUGCUUCUUUUCUUCACACCUCACUAAAUACUGGAUUAACUGUUUUUCCCUUCAUGGAAAACUGACUUUUUUUUUUUAAGAUAACCUCUUCAGAAACAGGUUGUCUGAGCUUCCACACUCCUCCUCGCCACAAUGAGUUGGGGGGCGCUCUAUGCCCAACUGGGCGGCGUCAACAAACACUCCACCAGUCUAGGAAAGAUCUGGCUCUCUGUCCUUUUCAUCUUCCGCAUCACUAUCCUGGUUCUGGCUGCUGAGAGCGUCUGGGGAGACGAGCAGUCAGACUUCACAUGCAACACGCAGCAGCCUGGCUGCAAAAACGUCUGCUAUGACCACUUCUUUCCUGUGUCGCAUAUCCGCUUGUGGUGCCUGCAGCUGAUAUUUGUGUCCACCCCGGCUCUGCUGGUGGCCAUGCAUGUGGCCUACAGGAAACGUGGGGAUAAGAGGACCAUGCUGGCCUCCAACGGCACUGAGAAGAUGACAGAUAAUGACCUGGAGAUACUGAAGAAGAGGCGUCUGCCAAUCACAGGCCCACUGUGGUGGACCUACACCUGCAGCUUGUUCUUCCGCCUCAUCUUUGAGGGCGGCUUCAUGUACGCGCUGUACAUGGUCUACGACGGCUUCCAGAUGCCCCGGCUGGUAAAGUGCGAGCAGUGGCCCUGCCCCAACAAGGUGGACUGCUUCAUCUCCAGGCCAACAGAGAAGACCAUCUUCACCAUCUUCAUGGUGUCCUCGUCAGCAAUCUGUAUGGUGCUUAACGUUGCAGAGCUGUGUUAUCUCAUCGUCAAGGCGCUCAUGAGGUGCUCCAACAAGAGGAAACACCUGUACACCCACACAGACAGCAUGACACGGGACAGUGCCCAUCUGGAGAACAAGAGGAACGAGAUGCUAUUGUCUCCUACACCUGAUUCGACCAGGGACAAGAUGUGUUGAAGGAAAGUUAUGGGGGGGUACCAGAGAGGAAGAAAAGCAGAAACUGUAAAUCCAGCCACCUGUAACGGUCCCAGUUUGUGUCUACAGUUUGGUAAUCAGGCUCCAAAUGUGAGCAUCCAUCUGAAUUAUCUCAUGGGAAACAGACUGGGGGAACAUUAAUCUUGUACUCCGCCCCCAUUUUGUAGCAAAAACGCCUAAAAUGACAUACCCAAAUUAAAAUGACUGUAGCUUCUGAACUGCUCUGACUACAUGCAUGCAUGAGGUCUUGCCAGAAAGAAAACUCUCUGAAGUUUCUUGUGAAAGUGUCAGAAACACUCUAGGUGAUACACAGACAGAGUAAUGGGGCUCUGAAGUUGGUAAAAAAAUUGAAGAUUUUGCCUAGAAUAAAAUAAAAAAUGUAUUUCAGGAUGAAUAACUGUCUGUGGCUUCAUCUGAGCAGGUAAAUGACAGUAUGGGGCUGUAGGCACACUAUCAAUGAACACUCGUUUCAAAUUUGAAGAAGACUGCUCAAAGUAUGACCAUUCUACAGUGUUUUUUCCAUGAAAAGAUCCAGGUGGAGCUCCAAAAGAAAAGUUGGUCACACUCAGUGAUCAAACAGCACUCAGCCAGCUUCAGACAUUGUACCUUAUUGAAAUCAGGUGUGAUUAUGAUAGCUGAUGUUGUUUUUGACACAGAAACACCAUAAAAUAUCACCAGAAUAAAGCCAUAUGAAACGUGAAAGUUAUGAUCCCACUUUCUAGACGGUAUAUCUCAGCCAAAAAUAGUGGUAGGAGUGAGACCCUUACCUUUUAUAAACCAGCUACGUCCCCGCUAACAGCUCCACAUAAGAUUGCAAGUAAUCCUUUAACUUUUCCCGUCGAAAAACGGCAUGACAUGACUUGUCACCACUCAUCGCGAUUUUGGACUUUGUGUGUUAAGGCUGCUCUGGUGCGAAAUACAUAAGAAACAAAAGAAAAACGAUCACGCUUUGUGUGCCCAACGUCCUACAUAACCACCUCGUUGCAAAGUCUACACAUUGCCUGAUUGUAGUAUUUCAUUUUGUUUUGUUAUGUCGCCAAAACAAUGUAUUUUAAAAAGCAGUCUAGUUAGACAGACAUAAUUUCUAGGAGACAGGGUUGGUAGUUGGGGUGACCAUCUUCUGUGUUCAUGUGUAGGUUAAACACUGAAUCAUAUUUGCUCUGUAUUUCUACAUAUGGCCUCAAAUGUGCAUCUAAAGGCAGUCAGAUGUUCUCCCCACCAUAGUUUAUGGAUCAUGCACCUGAGUAGUUUUGCCUGGGACACUGGCUCCCUCCUUUGAAAUCUGGUAGAGUUACCACCAGUUUUACUCAAAGAGCCUGUUUCAGGUUUUUAUUCACGUCUUUGUGUCUUUGUUUCUUCCACAUUGUCACAAGUGUCACCUUACUUUCCUCACUGUGGGUGUACGGUGGAGGUUUUGAUGUGUUCACAGUCUAAUGUUGCUUGAGUGUUUUGAAGAGAAGAAUCAGUCUACACUGACACCUAGUGGUGGUUGGUGAACCACCACCCCCCCCCCCCCCC